GCUCACUGUCUUCAGGGCAUCCACGAGUGUCAUGUUUUCAUGGAUCAUUAGAAAGGCAAGCACUAAAGUUGCUGAGCGGCUCACUCCCAUGGCACAAUGAACGAACACCUUACCUGCACAAACAAAAAGGCACAGCAAGGCAGCAGAAAACACAAAGGUCUACAAAACAGACACUUUGCUCUGGGAUAACCAAAGAAACCCUGCUACAAGAUCAACUAGCGGAGCUGGAAAAAUUAGUCAAGCUUCCAUAUAUGCAAGAGGAGCUGUAUUUUUUUGCAGUGAUGCCAACUAAUCUAAUUCUAGAUUAGGCUGUUAUACUGACAACCCUUUUCUUAGGCCAGUGGGCAGCGCUGCGGCCUGUGAAACGCUGUGAUUUUUCCUGCUGCCACAAGAUGGCAGGAAAAAACAAUGUUGGGAGAUUGAAAAAUACACAGAGAUGGGCCUCACAGAACGGAAUACACUCCUGACUGGCAUUUAAAGGGAGAACUUGCAAGAAACUGCACGUUGGAUGGAAGAAAAAUGUGAAAUGUACGGAAUUAAUUAGCUUGAUUCUGCGAUUAGCAGCUUCAUUUUGUGAGGAAAACAAAUGAUGGAAGGUCUGCAGCUGCUGGCAACACCACAAGAACACUGCCAGAAUCCAGGAGCCUUCUUUUGCCCUUUGGCUGCCCACCUCUGAGUUAUGGGGUCCCACCUGUUAUUUAAAGGUCCAUAAAGCUGGGACAGAGCUGGGCAGAGGGCAUGGCAGGAAGAAGUUACCUCUGGAGAGUCCUCAGCCAUUGAGCAUCUAUUGUCACCAGUGUAGAAAACUGUCUCCCAUCUGGGUGACUUGUGCAGAGUUUACGUAGGUGCAUACUGUAUCUGAGUUCAGUAUGUAAACCCUGCAACUUGAUGGAAUUGCACAUGACUGGGUAACUCUUUGGAUAGCAUUGCCUAGAGGAAAGUGGCAGAAUAGCAUAAGAUGAUACAUUCUGAUGAUUACUAGUCUCUAUGUGUGAUCCUUGCCACUGUUGUGGAUAUGGUUUUGUUGGUCACUCCUAAUCUCUCUGGAUCCUGCUGUUUUCCCACAUGCCAAUGAAGACAAUGUCUACCUGAUUUCUACUGACUUCAUCUGAUGCCCUCAGUUCUUGUACUGGAAAAUAAAAGGAAGAGAUGUUUUCACUGGAACUCUACAUGGGUCCCUUCAGAGCUCCCUUUUGCAGCUGGACACGGCGUCUGUGCCACCUCCACAGAGCAGCUGAUCAUGCUGUGCUCUGGAGUGGCAAGAGCUCAGAAGACAUUUCCUGGCAUUUAAGUGCCCCUCCUCUUUGGUAGGGGGUGCUUCUAGCUUAAUAUCAGAGCAGGUGAGCGCGAGUGGCGGAUCAGGGGCAGGAUGGCGGGCAGUUCCCAGCUCUGCAUUCGGCGCUGGACCACCAAGAACGUGGCCAGGUGGCUGAAGGAGGAAGGCUUCUGUGAGUACGUGGAUCUUUUGUGCAACAGACACAGGCUGGAUGGAAUUACCCUGCUGACACUUACUGAGUAUGACUUGCGAUCUCCUCCUCUGGAAAUCAAAAUCUUGGGGGAUAUCAAGAGGCUGAUGUUGUCCAUACGCAAACUGCAGAAGCAGCACGUUGAUGUCCUGGAAGAGCUGGGUUACACCAGCGAUGGUCAUGCUGGCACGGUGUGCCCAGCUGGUUCACUACAGGGGGGAGAUUGGUUUUGUAAUGGUGAGGUACCUCGGGACUAUGAUGGACCAAUGACUGACUUGAAUGGUGAUCAGUAUCAAUAUGCAAACGGAAAAAACAAACAUGCCACACGAAGACUGGACCCAGAGUACUGGAAGACUGUUUUGAGUUGUGUGUAUGUCUUCAUAGUGUUUGGCUUUACAUCAUUUGUCAUGGUGAUAGUACACGAGCGAGUACCUGACAUGCAAACAUAUCCACCUCUGCCGGACAUAUUUCUAGAUAGCGUCCCUAGGAUACCAUGGGCUUUUGCUAUGACUGAAGUAUGUGGUGUAAUUCUUUGCUACAUUUGGCUCUUGGUUCUUCUGCUUCACAAACACAGAUCCAUUCUGCUGCGCAGGCUGUGCAGCCUCAUGGGGACAGUGUUUCUAUUACGCUGCAUUACAAUGUUUGUUACCUCACUCUCCGUGCCAGGACAGCACUUGCAGUGUACUGGAAAGUUGUAUGGCAAUGUUUGGGCCAAACUCCAGCGGGCAUUUGCAAUUUGGAGUGGCUUUGGAAUGACUCUGACUGGAGUGCAUACAUGUGGAGAUUACAUGUUCAGUGGUCACACUGUCGUCCUGACCAUGCUCAACUUCUUUGUCACAGAAUAUACGCCAAGGAGCUGGAACUUCUUGCACACCUUGUCCUGGGUCCUGAAUCUCUUUGGAAUCUUCUUCAUUUUGGCUGCACAUGAACAUUAUUCUAUAGAUGUCUUCAUUGCCUUUUACAUCACGACAAGGCUCUUUUUGUAUUACCAUACGUUGGCUAAUACUAGAGCAUAUCAUCAGAGUAGGAGGGCAAGGAUAUGGUUUCCUAUGUUUUCUUUUUUUGAAUGCAAUGUUAAUGGUACUGUUCCCAAUGAGUAUUGCUGGCCCUUUUCAAAACCUACUAUACUAAAAAGAUUAAUUGGUUGAAGACUGUGUGGAUCAGUUCAGACUUUUAUGAAGCAUUAUGACUAAGGUCCUACAAGGCUAGCUACAAGGGGCAAGUCAAGUAACAUUUUUCACUCCAUGGUCUCCUCCUUGCCUUGUUUCUUGGAUUCUUAGCCAUAAAAUGGGGUUUCCAUACUUUAUAGGGAUGUGUUUUGUUUUCUCCUUGUGAAAACAGAAAACAAUACAGGGAUGGGUAAAUGCUAUUAGUGAAGCAUGAAUAUAAACCAGAAUACUGUUACCCUUGGCAAGGUUCUGUGUGAAUGUUUAUGGAACAUUAACCUG
Melospiza melodia melodia is the source of this 2914-nucleotide messenger RNA. RefSeq names its product sterile alpha motif domain containing 8 (gene SAMD8). The transcript has 13 exons. The record is from RefSeq and is a predicted model, not a curated record. The coding region runs from base 1370 to 2614 and encodes 414 amino acids. Gene Ontology annotation, biological process: ceramide biosynthetic process. NCBI's taxonomy places the organism in Eukaryota, Metazoa, Chordata, Aves, Passeriformes, Passerellidae. Gene Ontology annotation, cellular component: endoplasmic reticulum membrane; Golgi membrane; plasma membrane. Gene Ontology annotation, molecular function: protein binding; sphingomyelin synthase activity; ceramide cholinephosphotransferase activity.